AUGGUGGUGGGUCUAAUGGCGAUGGUGGAUCUGGAGGUAGUGGUGGGUGCAGUGGGUACAUUGCUGUGCCUGCGGUGGUGGUGGGUGCUGUGCGUGCGGUGGUUGGGUUCUGUGGUGUUGAGGCGUGCUGUGGUUGGGUUCUGUGGUUUGUGGGGUUGUUGCCUUGUUGGCGAUGGUGGUGGGUCUAAUGGCGAUGGUGGAUCCGAUGGUGGAGAGUGUAUAUACUUAACUGAAGACUCCAUCAAAGAAUUGAAAAAUGCAAACUCGAAUUUCAAGUUUCCGUCACCUGCCCCGGUUCUUCGCUUUCUAUAUGAACUCAGCUGGACAGUGGUCCGAGGAGACUUGCCAUUUCAGAAGUGUAAAGUGGCGUUGGAGGCAGUGGAGUUCUCAGACUGUGGUCCGGAUGGAGAUGUUGGAUCGUAUUUUGCUGAUGUUGUUACCCAAAUGGCUCAAGACCUUACUAUGCUUGGUGACUAUCGCUCUCGUCUUAUCAAACUGGCAAAAUGGCUGGUGGAAUCUGCACUAGUACCAGUGAGAUUUUUCCAGGAGCGUUGUGAGGAAGAAUUUUUAUGGGAGUCUGAAAUGACUCAGAUAAAGGCUGCAGAUCUGAAGUCUAAAGAGGUCAGAGUAAAUACUCGUCUUCUUUAUCAGCAAACAAAAUUUAACUUGCUCCGAGAAGAAAGUGAAGGCUAUGCUAAGCUGGUUACCCUACUCUGUCAGGUUCCUGAAGCAUCUAGUAAAAGUGCAUCGGCUGCUACAGUUGGUAUUAUUAAGUCGUUGAUUGGCCACUUCGAUCUGGACCCAAAUCGAGUUUUCGAUAUUGUUUUGGAAUGUUUUGAACUUCAGCCUGACAACAAUGUGUUCUUGGACCUGAUUCCAAUGUUUCCCAAGUCCCAUGCUUCACAAAUUCUUGGAUUCAAGUUUCAAUAUCAUCAGCGCAUUGAAGUCACUACUCCUUUACCAAUUGGGCUCUACGAACUUGCGGCUUUGUUGGUGAAAAAAGACUUCAUUGAUGUUGAUAGCAUAUAUGCACACUUACUUCCUAAGGAUGAGGAAGCAUUUGAGCAUUACAACUCUUUCUCGGCCAAAAGACUUGAUGAGGCUAAUAAGAUUGGGAAAAUUAAUCUUGCGGCAACUGGAAAGGAUCUCAUGGAUGAUGAGAAACAAGGAGAUGUAACUGUAGAUCUUUUUGCUGCUUUAGACAUGGAAAAUGGGGCAGUUGCUGAAAGGUCCUUGGAGCUCGAAAAUAAUCAAACUUUGGGAUUACUGAUGGGGUUCCUUGCAGUGGACGAUUGGUGUCAUGCUCGUCAGUUAUUGGACCGCCUUUCAACACUGAAUCCAGUGGAACAUAUUGAAAUUUGUGAUGGGUUGUUUAGGCUUAUUGGAAAAUCAAUCUCUCCGGCUUGUGAACUUGUUCGUCAAAACCAAAUUUCAAAUAUUGAUGUAUUGCCUGGAUCUGGCACUGACUUGAUGGAGACAGGAAAUUCAUCCCACAGUAGAUCUUUUAUCAAUCUUCCUAAAGAGCUUUUUGAAAUGCUUUCUGCUGCUGGACCUUAUCUUUAUCGCGACACUUUGUUGCUGCAGAAGACAUCCAAAGUGUUGAGAGCUUAUUACCUUUGUGCACUUGAGCUUGUCAAUAAUGGUUAUGGGGCAUUUAAUUCUCAUACUGUUACUAAUGGAAAUGAAAAUCCACGCCUCCACCUGAAGGAUGCGAGGUUAAGAAUUGAGGAAGCACUAGGAACAUGUCUUCUUCCUUCAUUACAGUUGAUACCUGCAAAUCCUGCAGUUGGACAGGAGAUCUGGGAACUAAUGAGUCUUCUACCCUAUGAGGCGCGCUACCGUUUGUACGGUGAAUGGGAGAAGGAGGAUGAGCGUUUUCCAAUGAUUUUGGCUGCAAGACAAACAGCAAAGUUGGACACCAGAAGGAUUCUAAAGCGCCUUGCAAAAGAAAAUUUAAAGCAGCUUGGACGAAUGGUUGCUAAAUUAGCUCAUGCCAAUCCAAUGACGGUGCUCCGGACAAUUGUUCAUCAGAUAGAGGCAUACAGGGAUAUGAUCACUCCUGUUGUGGAUGCAUUCAAGUAUCUGACUCAGCUUGAGUAUGAUAUUCUGGAGUAUGUCGUGAUUGAACGAUUGGCUCAAGUUGGGCGCGAGAAGCUUAAAGAUGAUGGCCUUAAUUUGUCAGAUUGGCUUCAAUCUUUGGCAUCAUUUUGGGGUCACUUGUGUAAAAAAUAUCCAUCAAUGGAACUCAGGGGUCUUUUCCAGUAUCUUGUAAAUCAGUUGAAGAAAGGAUGUGGGAUUGAGCUUCUUCUCCUGCAGGAACUCAUACAGCAGAUGGCAAAUGUUCAAUAUACAGAGAACAUGACUGAGGACCAAUUGGAUGCCAUGGCUGGAAGUGACACUCUCCGUUAUCAAGCUACUUCAUUUGGAGUCACCAGGAACAACAAGGCUUUGAUCAAAUCCACUAACAGACUUAGAGAUGCUUUGCUCCCAAAAGAAGAACCCAAACUGGCAAUUCCUCUUUUGCUACUCAUUGCCCAGCAUCGUUCUCUAGUUGUCAUAAAGGCCGAUGUGCCUCAUAUUAAAAUGGUCAGUGAACAGUUCGAUAGAUGCCACGGAACCCUUCUUCAGUAUGUGGAAUUUCUUUGUAGUGCUGUCACUCCAGUAUCAAAUUAUGCUUUGCUGAUUCCCACUCUUGAUGAACUUGUACAUCAAUAUCAUCUUGAUCCCGAGGUUGCCUUUUUAAUUUAUAGGCCUGUAAUGAGACUCUUCAGGUGUCAAAAAGCCUCCUGUGCUUUCUGGCCUUUAGAUGGUAAUGAAGAACUGCAUCCUGCAACUUCUGAAAAGGAUUCUGAAACUGCAGAUGCAUCUACAUUGAUUCUGGACCUUGGAUCUUCUCGCAACCCUAUAUCUUGGCUCGAUCUGCUUGACACUAUCAAAACAAUGUUGCCUUCAAAAGCCUGGAAUAGUCUGUCUCCUGAUCUGUAUGCUACCUUCUGGGGUCUUUCUUUAUAUGAUCUCUAUGUACCAAGAACUCGUUAUGAGUCAGAAAUUGCAAAGCAGCAUUCUGCUCUUAAAGCUCUUGAAGAACUUGCUGAUAAUUCCAGUUCUGCGAUCGCUAAAAGAAAGAAAGAUAAAGAAAGAAUUCAAGAGUCUCUUGACCGAUUGACUAUGGAACUCCAGAAGCAUGAAGAACACGUUGAAUCUGUGCGACGACGGCUUGCUCUUGAGAAGGAUAUAUGGUUGAGUUCAUGCCCAGAUACAUUGAAAAUAAACAUGGAGUUUCUUCAGCGCUGUGUAUUUCCACGCUGUACAUUCAGUAUGCCGGAUGCUGUAUAUUGUGCCAUUUUUGUCAAUACGCUCCAUUCCUUGGGGACACCAUUUUUCAACACAGUGAACCACAUAGAUGUUUUGAUAUGUAAAACCUUACAACCUAUGAUCUGCUGCUGCACUGAGUAUGAAGUGGGUCGACUAGGGAGGUUUCUAUAUGAGACACUAAAAACUGCUUAUCAUUGGAAGAGUGAUGAAUCUGUAUACGAACGCGAGUGUGGAAACAUGCCGGGAUUUGCUGUCUACUAUAGAUAUCCGAACAGCCAGCGUGUUACAUAUGGUCAAUUUAUCAAGGUACACUGGAAAUGGAGUCAGAGGGUCACUAGGUUGCUGAUUCAGUGUUUGGAAUCAACUGAGUACAUGGAGAUUCGAAAUGCUCUUAUAAUGUUGACUAAAAUCUCAGGUGUAUUUCCUGUUACUCGGAAGAGUGGUAUCAACCUUGAAAAGCGGGUAGCUAAAAUCAAAAGUGAUGAAAGGGAGGAUCUAAAGGUUUUAGCCACUGGUGUUGCUGCAGCUUUGGCAGCUAGAAAGCCUUCAUGGGUUACAGAUGAGGAAUUUGGCAUGGGUUAUCUUGAGAUUAAGCCUGCACCUGCACCUGCACCAGCGUCCAAGUCUUUAUCUGUGAGUGCUGUUGCCGUGCACAAUGUGGCUGGGACAAAUGUUUCUCCAGCUGAGCCUGCGGGGAGUAGAACUGUUGCUGCAGGAACCUUACAUUCAGAUUCUGGGAGUUCGGGCAAAGACGUUAGAAUGAGGUCUGAUGGAAGGAUAGAAAAAACAGAAAGCAACUCGCUAAGAUCUGAUCCUUCACAUUCAAAAUUAAAAGGUGGUUCAGUUAAUGGAAUAGAUGUUCAAUCUUCUGUGCCGUCUACCUUACAAUCUGGAAUAUCCGCCUCAGUUGAAAAUCUAAAACAGCUAGAUGAAUCUGCAAAUAAACAACUGGAAGAAAACUCAAAAGUUACUCCCAAGACGUCAAUGGAAUCUGAGGUGAGAUCUGCGGUGAAAAGGUCAACUGCAGUUGGAUCUCUUGCAAAGCAACCAAAGCAGGAACUUGCCAAAGAUGAUGGUAAAUCUGGAAAAGCUGUUGGCAAAACUUCAGUCUCAUCUUCUGGCAAUCCUAGCGUGGUUUCAGCUUCAGCAAAAGGAACAACCUUAUCUACUAGACCAUCUGAUCAUAAAAUUGAAACAAAAGCAGAGAUUGCAAACUCAAAGUCUUCAGAUUCAAGGGUUUCUACUGGGAAGGAUGACGGAACUGACACUUCGGAUCUGCAUAAACAGUCGUCUUCCCGACCUAUUCAUUCUCCCAUGCAGGACAAUCUUGUUGCUAAGUCUGUUGAUAAACCACAAAAGAGAACUAGUCCUGCUGAUGAACUUGAUAGGUUAAAUAAGCGCCGAAAAGGAGAAAUUGAUUUAAGAGACAUGGAUGGGGGUGAGGUUCGUUUUUCUGAAAAGGAGAGGUUAAUUGAUGCACGGGGUACUGAUAAACUUCAUCCAGCAGAUUUUGACAAACAAGGAUCUGAUGAACUGAACAUCAGUAAGGCCACAGAUAAGCUUGCAGAUAGAUCUAAAGAUAAGACCAGCGAAAGAUAUGACAGAGACUACAGGGACCGGUUGGAGCGUCCUGAAAAGUCACGUGGGGAUGAUAUUUUGUCUGAAAAAUUGAGAGAGAGGUCGUUGGAAAGGUAUGGAAGAGAACGUUCUGUUGAAAGAGUCCAAGAGAAAGGUGCUGAUAGGAACUUUGAUAGGCUAGGCAAGGAUGAUAGAAAUAAAGAUGACAGAAGUAAAGUCCGGCAUAAUGAAGCCCCUGUGGAAAAAUCAAACGUAGUUGAUAGAUUUCAUGGGCAAAGCUUGCCACCACCUCCACCUUUGCUCCCUCACGUCAUCCCCCAGUCAGUUAAUGCCAGUAGGAGGGAUGAUGAUGCUGAUAGACGGUUUGGAACUGCCAGGCAUACACAGAGACUUUCUCCAAGACACGAUGAGAGAGAGCGGAGACGAUCUGAAGAGAAUAUUUUAUUACAGGAUGAUGCAAAACGUAGAAGGGAGGAUGAUUUUCGAGAUAGGAAGAGAGAUGAGCGGGACUCGUUAUCAGUUAAGGUGGAGGAAAAAGAGAAGGAGAAGGAGAGAGAGCGGGAGAAAACAAACAUUCUCAAGGAGGAAAUGGAUUCCAAUGCUUCUAAGAGGCGGAAACUGAAAAGGGAGCAUCCACAAUCAGAACCUGGUUAUAUGGAGGAGCCAGCUCUCAGGAUUCAUGCCAAAGAAGCAGCCACUAAGACAACCCGUCGUGAUACUGAUCCAAUGUACGACAGAGAGUGGGAUGACGAGAAAAGGCAGAGAACUGAACCAAAGAGGAGGCACCGCAAAUAA
Fraxinus pennsylvanica is the source of this 5688-nucleotide messenger RNA. NCBI's taxonomy places the organism in Eukaryota, Viridiplantae, Streptophyta, Magnoliopsida, Lamiales, Oleaceae. The record is from the annotation of a GenBank genome assembly.